Molecule: messenger RNA, 1997 nt
Organism: Punica granatum (pomegranate)
Lineage: Eukaryota; Viridiplantae; Streptophyta; Magnoliopsida; Myrtales; Lythraceae
Source: RefSeq, a predicted model, not a curated record
CGCUGCCAUAAUCGGCCAUGAAUCACUCGCGUCAGGACCUCCGACAGACCUCUCAAGGCGGGCAUCGUCGCGGGUAGGUCGGAUGUGGCUUUUUCGCGGUCAUUGGUGCGACCACGCCAUUUCAUGCGUGGGGAGCCCUCGUGAGAAGAGCAUAGUCGAGCUUUGAAAGAGGAAAAUGGACCUGCUGCCUCGGGAGGUCCUCUACGACAUCGUCGUCCGCCUUCCGAUCAAGUCGCUCGCGAGGCUCCGGUGCACAUGCAGGCAAUUGUACGCCGAACCCUUCAUGAAGAGUCGCACGAAGAGGCUCAUCGAGGAACCGAAGAUACUGCUCGCCUCAUUCCCGGAGAGGUGCGGUCCCGGAACGAAGACGAAGCCGAAGCCGAAGCCGAGGUUUGAGGUGGCUGUCGAGUUCUUCAAGGCAUCGGUCCCACAGCUGGCGUGUCCCUUAGGGCCCGAUUUGCUAGGAUCCUGCAAUGGGCUGAUGUGCUUCAGGAGCAAUCCGGGUGUCUUUGUUAUCGUGAAUCCUCUCUUCGAGGAGGUUUUGAUGCUGUCGACCUUGCCCGAUGAUAUUGUUGAUCUAUGUCCGCCGAGGAAGAAGCCACGGUCGCGGUUGCAGUUGCCACGACCCAAGGAUUGGGACAAUUACUGGUGCGCGAGUGGGUUAGGGCUCGACUACAUAACUGGUGAGUACAAGAUCGUUAUGAUUUCACAAUCACCGCUCAGGGCCAAGGUGUUUGUCCUCGGCACGACAUCAUGGCGGGAUAUAAGUACAAACUAUCUCGAGUCGACUCUCCCAUCGGGGCCGGUAUCUCCAUCAACGGUGCGGUGUUCUGGCGUGGGAGCCCUUACCACCGCGGCUGGAUGGUCCGCUUUCUCGUGGCAAAAGAGGAGUUCGCCUACUUACCCUGUCCCAGUAGUGAAGACGGGGUCUUGGUCGACCUCGGGAAGCGCCUUGGGCUCGUCGGAUUCUCGCUGGCGGGGAACAUCGACGUGUGGUCGUUCGACUUCUAUGGCAAGGCCUGGGACAAGAAGUGGGACAUUGAUGAGUACAUGAAAUCACGUAUCAAAGACGAUCUUUCCAUCGAGUUCCGACCUGCUGGGAUAAUAUAUGACGGCCUUGAUGGACAGAUGGCUCCAUCCUCUGCUGGCUCGAGCAGGAGACGAGUGACAUCCUGGCAUCCGUUUAUAUAUACGGUCCAUUGUCAAUCAAGCUGGUUAACGAGAGCACUCGGAACCGAACUCCCAUCCUCUCGAUCGCCCCCCCAAGUAAGAAAAGUACUAUCAUGGAAGGAUCGACUGCAGCUCCACCGCCCCAAAACAAAGACUGCUAGUUUGUCUUGAACAUCGAAAGCACAUACAUCCCGAUUCCAACAAACUAUUAUGGAGCUUCUGCUUCAGCUUCCAUCUCCGGCAUAGGCCUCUGCUUUGCCUUACCAAACGCCAUGCGCUUUAGGCCCCGUCCCCUCCUCUGCAGGUCGACAUGGUUGAGACCUCCUCAAGGAGAAGAUUCACCAGAACAAAGACACCUGGAUUGCCCUGAAGCACAUCAGACCAUUUCAUGAUCCUAGCAGGUCGGGCCCGAAGGGACACGCCAGCUCUGGGACUGAUGCCUUGAAGGACUUGAUAUCCACCUCGCACCUCAGCUUGACUCGGGACCACACCUCUCGGGGAAUGACUCGAGCAAUAUCUUCGGUUCCUCAAUGAACCUUCUCAUGUGACUUUUCAAGAGGGGUUCGGCGUACAGUUGCUUGCACAUGCACCUGAGACUCGCAAGCGACUUGAUCAGGAGGCAGACCACGAUGUUGUAGAAGACCUCUCGAGGCAGCAGGUCCAUUGUCCCCUGUCACAGCUAGAAUUUGCUCUGCUACGUGUGUGUAUGGUAUAUAUGUAUACUAUCGUAUGAAGUAAGAGGGGGGUGAUUUGCUCUCAAUUUUGAUUUCCAAAUUGUUAGUACAAAUUAUUUAUUUAGUUAAUAUGCCACUGCCACUUUCUCUCUU